AUGACAGCUGACGACAAGACCUGCCUCGUCAAGGUCUGGGGCGGAGGUGGCCCCAACGGCCUGCCUUUCGACGACUCCACCGAGAUGGUCGAGAUCAACAGGCUGUUCUCAAGCCUCCAGGUGUCGCAGAUCAAAUGCGGCCGCCACCGCUGGGUGGACAGUAUCCAGCUUGAGCUGGGUCUGGGCGACACCAAGUGGUCCCUGCCAGAGCAUGGCGGGAAGGGUGGCGCGACAGACACGCUGACCUUUUCGGAGGACCAGAGAAUCGUCGCCGUCGACCUGAGGUGCGAGAGGUACAUCGACAACGUCAGCUUCUGGACGGACGACGGCAUGGAGCACGUCGUCGGCGGCCCUGGCGGGAGCUAUAGAGGACUGUGGUCUUCAAGGAGGCCGUCAGGAACGCGACCGGACGCCUCCCCGAGAGCGCGUGGCUGGUGGGCCUGUACGGCCACUCCGACCAGUACGUGGACUCCCUCGGCUUCUACGUGGCCUAGGUCGAAUUCGACAGGGCGCCGCAAAAAGAGCAUAAACAGACAUGUUGCCUAA
Molecule: messenger RNA, 546 nt
Organism: Prorocentrum cordatum
Lineage: Eukaryota; Dinophyceae; Prorocentrales; Prorocentraceae
Source: the annotation of a GenBank genome assembly